AUGGAGAUCUACCAGGACAAAGCAUUAAAAAAAUCGAUUAUGGGAGAUUAUAUCAAAAAAAGCAAUUACAAAUCAGAAUCCUCUUUAACAUUCUCAAGCCAGGUUUCAUUUGACAACAAUUUGUUUACUAACCUGGCACAUGUAGAGAGUUGCACCAAGUCAAAUUCUGACAUUAUAGGCCAGCUAGAGCAAACGCUUGACACUAUGAAGUUGAAAUUAUGCGCUACUGAUGCCCCAUCAUAUGUAACUUUAAUUGAAGGCUCUUCAAAAAUUCUCGAUGAAUAUAAAACAGAUUUGAAAAGUUUAAGCAUUGAAGUAAUUAAAAAUGAAGUUAUUCAAUCUUCAACAUUUCUUUCCGAUAUGAUUGAAAAGAUACCUAAUAACGGAAAAUUUGAUGAAAUAAUGCAGGAUUUCGAAAACACUCUGGAAAGAGUUGAAAAAAUAUAUGGAACAUUAAUAGAAUUUUCACGGAGAAUAACUUACGUUUAA
This is a messenger RNA of Clunio marinus, 489 nucleotides long. The record is from the annotation of a GenBank genome assembly. Lineage: Eukaryota; Metazoa; Arthropoda; Insecta; Diptera; Chironomidae.